This is a messenger RNA of Paramormyrops kingsleyae, 2217 nucleotides long. Its product is annotated as glutathione hydrolase-like YwrD proenzyme. Lineage: Eukaryota; Metazoa; Chordata; Actinopteri; Osteoglossiformes; Mormyridae. The record is from RefSeq and is a predicted model, not a curated record.
GCAUGGAUGGUCGGGACAUUGGGGGCGGGGGAUUCGAGACUAUUUUGGUUCCCGCCAGUGUUGAUAGCAAAACUACGCCCAUGCUUGUUCAUUAGUUUUCUAAGCUUGUCAUAUGUCUAGAUGGAUGGAGAAACAACUUUUACUGGCCGGAGUUAAAGAGAAGAUGAAGAAGUAAAGAUCGGCCCACAUGCGGGCGGUUAUUUCUACAGUCCAUAAUAAAUCCUGUGCUGCCGAGUGCAUGGUGGCUUUUGCGGAGGGGAUCAUGCUGCAUUUCAUGUCUCGCCGCUCCCCCGUCGUUUGCCUGAACGGCUGCGUCGCCUCAAGUCAGCCGCUCGCCUCACAGAUUGGGCUUGACACUCUGAAGCAGGGGGGUAAUGCGGCUGACGCGGCGGUGGCUGUAGCAGCGGCGCUGAGCGUGACGGAGCCGUGCAGCACGGGCCUGGGCGGAGACUGCUUCUGCCUCUACUAUGAGGCCCGCACCGGCCAAGUGCGCGGGCUGAACGGCAGUGGGCGGUCCCCCAGGGCGCUGACCUUAGAGGUGCUGCAGGGAAUGGACUUUGACGAGGCCAGCCCCCCCCCACUCUUCCAUGCCCUGAACGUCACUGUCCCCGGGUCUGCUGCCUGUUGGUGUGACACUGUUGAACUCUUUGGAAGCAAAAAGCUCUCCCUGGGUGAGAUCCUUCAGCCUGCCACUGAGCUAGCCCUAUCCGGCUUUCCUAUUGCUGAGGUCACAGCGCACCACUGGGCCAACUGGGCAAAGGUUUCUGGCACGGAUCUCAGUCCAGACUUCCUGAUCGACGGCCGGCCGCCACGGCAUGGGGAGGUUUUCCGUAACCCUGCUCUGGCUCAGACGUUCAAGGAGCUUGCGUUACAUGGCAAAUUGGGCUUUUAUGAAGGCAGGAUAGCAGAGGCCAUCGUGGAUGUAGUCAAUAGAAACGGUGGGGUGAUGAGCUUCCUGGACCUGAAGAGCCACGCUGGCACUGAGGUCGUGCCCAUUUUCACCGAUUACAAAGGAGUAAGACUUUGGGAAAUUCCUCCCAAUGGACAGGGAAUAGCAGCCCUCAUUAUCCUCAAUAUAUUACAAAACUUCUCCAUCAGAGAGAUGGGUCACAACACAGCUGCCUACCUGCAUGUCCUGACCGAGGCCAUUAAGCUGAGCGUGUCCGACGCCGCCCGAUUCUGUGCUGACCCUGACAAGGUCAGCGUGCCAGUGGAGGGACUCCUGUCUAAGGACUAUGCCCGACAGCGUGCCCAGAUGAUAAACAUGACAAAAGCCAGCUGUGUAAGCACACAUGGUACGCCCCCUGGAGGUGACACUGUGUACUUCAGUGUGGUUGACCAGCACGGGAACGCCUGCUCCUUCGUCAACAGCAACUACAUGGGCUUUGGCACUGGGCUGGUUCCUCAAGGCUGUGGAUUUUCCCUUCAAAACAGGGGAGCAAACUUUUCCCUGGAUUCUAGUCAUGGGAACUGCGUCGGCCCAGGAAAGAGGCCCUAUCACACCAUCAUCCCAGCCCUGCUGACGGAACCCGUCUCCGGCAGGCUCCUCUGCUCCUUCGGAGUGAUGGGCGGCUUCAUGCAGCCCCAGGGACACGUGCAGGUGCUGCUCAACAUGCUGGACUUUGGAAUGAAUCCACAGGAGGCCCUGGAUGCCCCUAGGAUAUUUGUAAAGUUUGACAAGUCUGCCCAGGGGUGGCAGCUGCUGGUGGAGGCCGGCAUCGACGAGGAAGUGGCAGCAGACCUCCAAGCCUUGGGUCACCGUAUCUUCUGGCCGGUCUUGGGGCACGAGCGGGUGCAGUUUGGACGCGGGCAGGCGAUUGCAGUGGGGACUUGGUGGGAACCUGCCAGUGGCCCAUUAAACACAGCGUCCAGGGUGCUGUGGGCGGGGUCAGACCCCAGAGCAGACGGCUGUGCUGUGGGCUACUAGACUAGUCUACUAAUCUCUGUUUGUCCUCAGGAGAGCAUUGGAAGUCAUCACCUAUCUUUGUUGUCUAGACUUCUCUGCCUUCUUCUUUUCUUAAAGAGCUUUAUCCCCUAUUCGUCCUCUGCAAAAUCCUGCAAAAUUCAUCCUGUAAAAUCAUCUGAAAAUGAAUGAAAAUUAAGCCAGAAUAUCUGUUAUUCAAUAUUGAAUAGGUAUAGCACACCUUUUAUAUUUUCUACAUUGUGUUGAUAUGUAAACAAAUGUAAAAAAUAACAUUAAAAAAUCUGUUAAAAAUG